Humulus lupulus (European hop) is the source of this 1459-nucleotide messenger RNA. RefSeq names its product serine carboxypeptidase-like 50. The record is from RefSeq and is a predicted model, not a curated record. Gene Ontology annotation, molecular function: serine-type carboxypeptidase activity. Gene Ontology annotation, biological process: proteolysis. The transcript has a single exon. Bases 58 to 1401 code for a protein of 447 amino acids. NCBI's taxonomy places the organism in Eukaryota, Viridiplantae, Streptophyta, Magnoliopsida, Rosales, Cannabaceae.
GUGCUCAACAGAGAGAACAACGAAAUUUCCUUUAACCAAAACUUCGCAUUUGCAACAAUGGAGUCAACGAGGCUCAGUCGCUUUCUCCUCUUCUUCCUCCACUGUAAACUAACCCUCUCAGUAUCUUUACUCCCAAAUGAAGCUCUCCCCACCAAAUCGGGUUAUCUCCCAAUCAAUCCCAACUCCGAUUCCGCCAUUUUCUACCUCUACUACGAAGCUCACAAACCCAUUUCAACUCUCUCCCAAACCCCACUCCUCAUCUGGCUCCAGGGCGGCCCCGGAUGCUCAUCCAUGCUCGGAAACUUCCUCGAGCUCGGCCCCUGGCGCGUCAAUUUCCACAAAAGUCCCCAUGAACCGCUGGCUCUCGAGCCCAACCCAGGUUCGUGGAACCGUAUUUUUGGACUCCUUUUCCUCGACAACCCGAUCGGAACCGGAUUCAGUAUCGCAUCCAAACCCGAAGAGAUCCCCAGAGAUCAGAACAAAGUCGCCGAACACCUUUUCGCCGCCAUAACUUCGUUUUUUGAGUCAAACCCAUCGUUCAAAUCUCGGCCGCUUUACAUUACGGGUGAGAGCUAUGCGGGAAAGUACGUUCCGGCAAUUGGAUCCUACAUUUUAAAAAAGAACGCCGAGUUUCCGAGUCCAAAUCGUAUCAAUUUGGCCGGUGUCGCGAUCGGAAACGGGAUGACUGAUCCGGCAGCCCAAGUGGGGGUUCUUGCGGAUAUGGCUUACUUCACCGGUUUUGUCAACGAGAAGCAAAAGAUGAAGCUGGCAAAGCUUCAAUCGGAGGCGGUGGCUCUUACCGAGGCCGGGAAUUGGAGUGCAGCUGCGGACGCGAGAAGCAGAGCCCUGAAUUCGUUUCAGAAGAUGACGGGUUUGGCCACUCUGUACGAUUUCACAAAGAGGGAGCCGUACAAGACGAACUUGGUCGAGGAGCUGUUGCGAAACGACGACGUCAAGAGGGCGUUAGGGGUGAAACGGCGUGUCGUUUUCGAGGGGUGUAACUUUUUGGUGAGUAAAGCAAUGCACGAAGAUAUGAUGAAGAGCGCAAAACACAUGGUGGAGUCACUGGUGAAGGAGAGCAGAGUAUUGCUUUACCAAGGUCAUUUGGAUUUGAGGGCUCUCGGCGUCGUUCCGACCGAGGCUUGGGUCAGGAGCUUGAAUUGGGAAGGGAUUGAGGGGUUUUUAAGUGCAGAGAAAGAGGUUUGGACAGUGAAUGGAGAAGUGGCCGGGUAUGUUCAGAGAUGGGGGAGUUUGACAAACGCCGUCGUUUUGGGGGCUGGCCAUAUGGUUCCCACCGACCAAGCAUUGAAUUCCUUAUCUAUGAUUGAAGACUGGGUUUUGGAACAAGGGUUGUUUGGCAAUAAUAUGUCCUAUAGCUUUUUAGGGCCAAUGCAAAUAUAAUUGGGUCAUCACCUAUGUCAUUUAUAUCACAUUUUAAGGUUGUUCAUUUCAUCUAUUA